Plodia interpunctella (Indianmeal moth) is the source of this 6081-nucleotide messenger RNA. RefSeq names its product Nucleoporin 133kD (gene Nup133). NCBI's taxonomy places the organism in Eukaryota, Metazoa, Arthropoda, Insecta, Lepidoptera, Pyralidae. The record is from RefSeq and is a predicted model, not a curated record. Gene Ontology annotation, molecular function: protein binding; structural constituent of nuclear pore. Gene Ontology annotation, cellular component: nuclear pore outer ring. Gene Ontology annotation, biological process: poly(A)+ mRNA export from nucleus; protein import into nucleus; transcription-dependent tethering of RNA polymerase II gene DNA at nuclear periphery. The transcript is spliced from 23 exons. The coding region runs from base 99 to 3386 and encodes 1095 amino acids.
UGACAGAAAAUCGAUUUCUUUCGUUUUUGUUCAAUUUUAGUUUGUUGAAGGCGGUUGUUAAUUUCAUUUUGUUUUUAUUUUUAUUAUUUACUGAGAUAAUGGAUUUCGGUAAUACAAGUGGAAUACGAAGUCCCUUUUCCCCACGGGUGAGACAAGCUAUCACAGGAAGGCGGAACAUUGGUUCAGCUAAAAAGAAUCCAAGCAAAUUCCUGCAAUCCCAAGAUGCCCCAAAUGGAGGAGAUGUUAUCUACAAGACACCAUUAUGUUCGCUGGAGACUUAUGGGAUGCCGCUGCCUGUUAUGGUCACUGAAACCCUCACAUUUGCAAGCGGGGAUGUGAGUGUCCGAUUAUCAGCGUGCGGGUGGUGCUGGUUGGUUGUGGGGCGCCGCAUCCUGGCCUGGCCUCGGGAACCCAUGGCUCCAUCUGGAUUGUCGUCUCCUUCUGUGGCCGCUCCUGCUGCUGCCCGGGAACUCACUCUGCCACAGACCGAUCUAGCUCAUAAAGCUGAUUUGGUGGUCAUUUUUUAUGAGGAGGGAGCUCAGAUGCCGUCGUGUAUCGGCGUGUCGCCGGAGGGCACGGCGCGCUACUGGCCGAGCGUGGCGCAGGAGCGCGGCUACGUCGACGUCAGCGCGGAGCUGGCGGGGCAGGAGUGCGACAGACUCGGCGAGCGCACGAGCGCGGGGCUGGUGCUGGCCACCACCACCUGCACCGUGGUGCUGCUCGACCCUGUCGUCGUCGAGGGCCGCGCGAGCGUGCAGUGCCGCACGCUGCGGCCGCCGUCGGGCUGGCUGGGCGGGCUGGGCCGCCGCGUGUCGCUGCUGUUCUUCGGCGCCAUGCCCGCGCACGCCGACACUAAGUUGGUAGGCGUGGUGGUGCUGGAGUCGGACGCUGAAGGAGCGCCGAGCGUGGCGCUGGUGGCGGGCGGCGGCGGCGGGCCGCUGCUGCAGCUGUGGCGCGGCGCGGAGCUGCACGGACACGCGCUCCGCAGGCAGCUGCACGCGCACGCACACGCGCUCUCCGCCGCGCAAGGUGACGUGAACAGCGUGGACAUAAUGGCCCUGGACGUGCGCGCGGCGGGCCCGCACGGGCUGCUGCUGCUGCUGGCGGCUGUCAACGUCAGGGCGCCGGACAUGAGAUAUGCUAUAGCGCACGUGUCCGUGGAAGACCCGACGAACCCCCGCGUGACGUCACUGGUGUCGCUGCGCACGGGCCCGAGCGCGGGCGUCGACCCCGACCUGCUGCCCCGCUUCCUGCCGCUCAACGGCCGCGUGCUGCUCUACUCGACCAACUACGUCGCGCUUGUGUCGAGUACAGGCGCCAACGACAAGUCAGAAUACAUCGACGUGUCGUCAGAAAACGACCGCAUUCUCGGCGCGGAGCUGUGCGGCAGCUCGCCGCUGGUGUUCAGCAGGAAGCACGGCGUGCUGGCCCUCGUGCUGGACGACAGCGGGCCGCGGGCCCGGCCGGUGGCCGACACGCCGCUGUCCUCCGUGGAUAUGUAUGACGACAGUCUGUCCUUGUAUGAGAUCGAUCCGCACGAGGUGAGCGCGGUGACGACAGACGCGUGCGGGAAACUCAAGACGGCGUUCCUGUUCCAUGUGCGGCGCGACAACGAGGCCGCGCGGCGCGCGCUCGCGGAGCUGUGGCCCGCGGCGGGGGAGGGGGAGGAGGGCGGAGAACUCGACGCCACCGUGCUGAAGAUCGCCACGGAGAUACUGGACGACAUACCCGCGGGAGACCCCAGAUGGAAACAACGCGUGACCGGGCAGUCGGCCAACAUAGCGCUGGGCAGCUCCGCGGCGCUGGAGACGGCGGCGCAGCUGCGCGACAAGCAGCGCGCCUUCUCGCUCUUCGUGGAGUUCCUGCGCGGCGCCGGGCUCGGCGGCGGCUGGCGGCGGCCCGCUGAUGACAUGGACGAGUCGGUGAUCAGCACAGAGUCUGCGCUGUGCCGGCUGUCGGAGAAGCUGGCCGCGGCCGCGGCGCUGAGGCGGCUGCACCGCGGCUCGGCCGCGCAGUUGAUCGAUGCCGCCAUUUACCAGGUGGUGUGCGGAGAGUCUGCGGGCGAAGAAGAUCCAGAGACGGAAGCGGCGCUGGCUUCGGGCGCGCUGACGCCGGCCGACGUCUGUUACCGCCGCGUGUCCAAGAUUGAACGCGUGUUGCGGGCCCUGGCUAAGGCGAACAGCUUGGAUAUCAUCACGACGGUGCUGACGGAAAUGCAAGCCGCGCGCGCCGCGUGGCCGCAGCCGCAGCAGCAGCACUCGGCCGUCGCACUGACUCUGCUGCCCGCGCUGCUGGACCUGCACAAGCGGACUUUCACACAAUACCUGGGCAACUGCAAAGACGCCACGUCGCGCGCGGCGCUGCUGCAGGCGGCGGCGGCGCUGGCGGAGCUGCUGCUGAGCGCGGCCUGCGCGCUGCCGGCGUCGCGUCGCGCUCGCGUGCGCGCUCUGCUCAUACAGCCCUUCCUGGAGGAAGGUCAGAUCUCACGCGCGGCCGCCCUGGCAGAAAAGUUCCAACAUCUGGAGCUGCUCAUCGAGAUAUGUAUCUCCAGCGACGACUCCGAUAGACUGUACGCUUACAUCGACAAGUACAUCAACGAGGGCAUGUGCGAGAAAGCGUUCGCGUGGCUGUGCUCGCGCUCCGGGAGACUCCGCGCGCUGCUGCUGCGGCGGCUGGGGCGCAGGUAUCCGGAGCGGCUGGUGAGCUGGCUGUCAGCAGCGCCGCAGCCGCCGCGGCCGGCGCUGCUGGCGCUGCAGCAGCUGGCGCGCGGCCGACACCGGCUCGCGGCCGAGGCCUAUGCGGCGCUCGCGCAUGACGAGACCGACUCCAACAACAGGAUGGCUACGAUGGCGUCCCUUGCUAAACUGUGCCUCGUAGCGUCAGACGAAGAUCAACCGACUGAACUUUGGAAUAAGAUCGAGAGUCGCCUGGCACUGAGCGAACAACAUACAGCAUUACCACGUGACAUUAGAGUACAUAAUGGACUGGAUUCUGAAGAUACCAGAGUAUUACCACCUGAGGAUUUAGUGCAGAUGUACAUCGACAGCGAGAGCCAGCUGCUGUCGGAGUACGACUACAAGAAGGCGCUCGACCUCACCGACUACAUCACCGACGUGGAGCGCCGGGACGAGUUGCGGUUGAAGGUGUGGAGCGCGAGCGCACGCGCGGCGCGCGAGGCGCUCAGCGCGCGCGCGCAGCCCCGCGACCUCACCUUCUUCCGGCUCGCGGACCUCGCGCGGGCCAUGGGCAGCGACCUGGAAGUGCUGUUGCCGCCGGUGGAGGACAUCCUCGCGGCGCCGGAGCUGCAGCACCUCAGCGCCGACCCGCGCUUUUGCUACAUCAUGAAGUACGGCUACGAGUGUCUGCGCAACACUGACGCUGACUAGCCGCACCCGUUUCACCUCGUCUCUCAAUCGCCAUUCACCGUGAAUGGAGAUCAAGAGAUGUCUGUCAGAAGUGGGAUGUAAGGGGUACCGACGCUGGUAUAGCUACUUUUUGUUAUUACUAAUUUCGAUGACUUUUAAUACUACAUUAUCAGGAGUAUUCGAUAUUUGUUACGUUUAAUUUUGCUUAUUUAUGAAAAUGGUACCUACUUAAAUUUAAUUCGGGAUUUUUUGCUUCACAAUUUCUCAAUACGCUUUAAAAAGCUAUGUUUUAAUAUGUUCACUUCUGUUGUUGACGUUUCUUUGAAUGUAAUUUAAAAAUGAUUAUAAUAAUAUCUUAAAGGAUCACUUACAAGAAACAAUCUGCCGGCAUCAUUUCUAGAUGCACAUAUUAUUAUUCAUUAAAAAAAUUCACUGAAUUUUCCAACAUGUCCUUUAAUUCAACUACAUUUAGUUUUCAAUAUAUGCAUUAAAUUUGAAAGUCCGUUGUUCAAUAAUUAAUGAAAGUAGACAAAAGUAAGUACACUGUUUUUAUAAAAAAGUCAUAAAUGAAAAAAAAAAUUAGGACUUAAGGUUAAGGGUAAGUUAAUUUAAGAUACCAAUUUUGAUGGGUUUUUAAGAUCAACCUAAUGUUGAUGUGUUAUUUUCUCUAAAUAAAUUAUAACGAUAGACUCGAAGAUUUUAUCAUUUAUUUUAUUUUUAUAUAUUCAAGCAGAACAUAAUCUUAAUACCAAGUCUAAAAUGCGUUACAAAAACACAAUAUAGGUUCUGAAUUGAACUAAAAUAUUUAUACCUACUUAUAUAAUUUUAAAGUCUGAUGUUAUCGACCAGAAUCUCAUUUCAAUUUUAAUUUGAAGAAAAUAAUACAUGAACAUAUUACUCACCAUUCGAUAUGUUAGUCAGACUGAUUUAGACGUAAGUUUUAGCUCUAAGCUUUAGCGUGUAAGCUAGGUCUUAUUUAUAACCUCAAUGGAAAGAAAAAUGAAAGUUUAACAAACGUCGUGCCAGCUGACUUGUAAACAUAGAUUUAAGAUUCUAUUUCGCCAAAAACUGAAGCAAAAUGUAUCCAGUCGCAACGCAAAUUUGAACUUUAUUAAUCGAUGUGAUGUUUCUUUUUUUCAUUGAAUACUAAAAAAUAAAAUUCAAUAUAUAUAAACAACAACUAGUUAUUACAGUUUUAUUGAGUUAAUUGUGAUUAUUGGGUCCCAUGACGUCCCGUAUUACGUCAUGGUGUUCAUGGAGUCGAAAUAACACCGUUUUUGGUGUCCGGUCAAAAAUUAUCCAUAUUUAGUGUAAAGUGUUUGACCUUCGUGGUAUAGUGGUCAAAAGGUCUAAGCGCGGGCAGGCUAUUGUACUAAACAAUUUUCAGUAUUUAUGUGACAAACGUUUCUGUUACGUAAUAAUAUUAAAUAUUAUCAUUUGUCCGCGGCUCCGCCUGCGUGCAUUUCCCACGGGGACAAUUAUUUUUAUUCCGAUAUGUCCUCAGUAUUUCAAACUUCGUAUUGUACGCAAAAUUUCUAAAAGAUUUCUUGAGCAUAUAAAGCGUCAAGAGUAAACAAACUUUCGCAUUUAUAAUAUUAGUUAGGAUAUUUCAUAACACACACCUACAACAUAAAUGAUUGAAGUUCAAUUUAUGUUGUAGAAUAUGUAUAUAACUCGUGCACAUCUUUUAUGAAGAACUCUUUAUUGUCGAUAAAAUGUGCUGAUAACACUUCUCCUUCUUCGAGUCGACCAGCCUAAUGGUGCCGUAACACUGUUUUCUAGUCACGUGGUAAAACAGAUGUAUCGUUUUCUAGUGAGCGAGCGAGAUGACAAUGUUGACGUAAAACGACAGAAUACGUACGUAAAUCCCAGGACGUUACCAGAAAAGGAUUCAGUCCUUUACUCCAGUCUCAUUCCGUUUACUUCCAAAAACCUGGGAAGAUUAUCAUUUUGGUUUUUGGCAUUUUAUUCGUAAAAUUAUGAUAUACGUCUUCAAUUUUAAAAAUAUGUAUUAUUUUCUUUCACGGCGGGUUAUUUUAACCACUUUACCAAUUCACGUGUUGACUACUACUAAGUCAUUAUUUUUUUAGGUUUCCUUUGAUUUUACUAAUCAUGUUUGUAAAAGAUAUUUAAUCCAUAUGAUUGACCCUAUCGAUUAAUGUAAUAUAAUACAGGUUGUUUCUCAAAACAUAGUCCUGUAUUUUUACGAUAUCAAUCAUUAAGGUAAAUCAUAAGGAUCAAAUAUUCUCUUAUAAAUAUUGUUAAUUAAAUGGAAGGAAUUAAUAGAAAAUCUUAAGUUUGUAUUACAGAACCAUUCACACCAAUGAUCAAAUUGGCCGAAACUGCAUUACAGUAAUUAUGUUAUUGCUUUUCUGUGAUUUAAAAUAAUGUUUUGUGAAUUCUGAAUAAAAAUUUUGAAACGAUUAAAUCGUUUCUGCCUCUAGCUUUUUGGGAAGAAGCGGGAAGAUUGGAAUUUUACCCGGUUAAAACUCAGAAAAUUUUCAGACCGCCCAACAUUUUUUUUCGGUUCCAAAAGUAGUUUUUAUAUUUUUUAUAAAUUAAUUUCUUAAGUUAGCCCAUAGGGCACUUUAUAUGUGUUAAUAAUUCAUCUUAUUGUGUAUUCGUAUUUGUUGCUGUGUUUUGUGUUAACCGUAUGUAAUCGUAAAGUCAUUUGAAUGCCAUUGUUUUGUUUAAUAAAUUCAUUAUUAUUUUGUAA